AUGAGUCUGCGGAAAGUAAAAGUUAUUGAAGAAGACUUAAGAAUCGUGUACAGCACUCGUGAUCAGGCAGAUAAUCUCACAAUUGCUCAACCUUGGUCGAAGAAUCAAGGUGAUAAACAUUCCUGUAGGAAAACAACAAUAGUAAUGAUGAUUGUGAUAUUUAUUGUCGGUGUUGCAGCUGGGGCUUGUUUUGUAGCACUCGAAGGCUACAGUGAUCACAUUGAUUUUCGAACUUCCGCUGCAAACGCAAAUGAAAAUAAAUCAUCUACCGCUGUUCCAUCCAUCUUGUCGUCAGAAAUGUUCUCUGAUAUAGCAACAGCUUUGAUAGCAAGCGACGACGAGAGAAGUAAUGGGUCUGUAUUCAAGACCGAUCCUAUUUGCCGAGAUUUGACCAAAUCGUCUGUAUUUGUUUUUGAUUGCUUCCACCUGAAAGCAUUUACCGAACUUCCUGAUAACAGCACAAUUAAAUGCUCGUAUCUGAACCAGGUCGGAUUAUGUAUUCAAGCCCUGGUGGAGAAUGAAUAUGGCGUAGACUGUGACUGGCGAGAUUUGUUGGUUAUAUUAAAUCUUAAUGCGGAGGUCAUACUGGAGAGAGGCAACUUCAACGUUAAAAUAGAAUGUAAGGAAUGGCAUGAGAUUCACAUGAAGAAAGUGACUGGAAAGGAGAAAUGA
This is a messenger RNA of Ylistrum balloti, 672 nucleotides long. RefSeq lists its product as uncharacterized. Lineage: Eukaryota; Metazoa; Mollusca; Bivalvia; Pectinida; Pectinidae. The coding region runs from base 1 to 672 and encodes 223 amino acids. The transcript is spliced from 8 exons. The record is from RefSeq and is a predicted model, not a curated record.